AUUGCUUCUCGAUGCCCUCAUCCGGCCAUCGAUGCUCCAUCCACUCGUACGCCUUGUCUGUCCAUCUAUCUUGUAGACGUUACAGCGUUCUCUUCUGCUGGCAGACCAUGUUGCGAUAAAGAUUCGUCCGUGAUUGAACGCCUAGGUGGAUGGAAUUCAUGGAAGAGAUGACGGGGGCUCAUAUCCGCCAUGACGACCAACAACACGGCCACAUUGGCUCGUAAUGAGCUUUUCAAGCAGCUCAAACCAUGUUGCGUGCCUCUCAGCCAGAUAGCUAUCCGCCCCCCUGACGGCGCCCCAGCUGUCCGCAAUCUCACAGAGCUAGUCGAGGACCUUAGCGGCAUCAUCAACCGCCAGGUCAAUCGUGAUCCGUCUGCUUUUGACGAUAAACUCGCAGAUUACGUCUUCUUUCCCCUAUCUCAUGUAUUCCGCAAUCAGAACUACUAUCCCGCCCGCACCAUCGAAGUUGCUCUCCGUGGCCUCACCACCCUCAUCGUCCAUGGAUGGAAAUCCAAGAUAGCGCCCCAAAUUGUGGAACAACUCCUCAUUCUACUCACUUUCAUCGUUGGGGGCGUCCCGGGACAGGAGUCCAAGCAUGGUGUCUCAGAAGAGACCUCACUCGAGGCUCUGAGAGCGCUGACUGCCCUCAUCACUGCGGCUGGUUCCUCAGCCGCCGCCGCCGCUUCUCUGGUCGAGACGAAGACCAUUCCUGCCCUGGGGCACACUGUCACCGUUGUACUCCAGAGUGUCGUUGAUGGGAAAGCACCCGACGUUCAAGCGGAAGCGCUCAGAGCUUUGCAGUCUAUCUUCACAUGCAUCAAGGACCAUGCUGCGCUUGCUAGUUUCCUUCCAGGCGUCGUUUCCUCGCUAACCAGAUUACUCUCCACCCCGGCUCGCGAGAAGACCCGCGUCCUCGUGGCGGCCAUAUCUGCCCUGAAGGUGGUCCUCGUUUCCGUGCUUUCCGAUCUGAGAACAAGAUCCAUCUCAGCCAAAACACAAACUCCGGAGCAGAACCCCGACGGUACAGAUGACGCGAGUCAGAACGUAUUGAGCCCUGCCUGGCUCAAAGCCACUGUAUCCCAAAUAAAACUGGCCUUGGCGACCGUGUUGAAGCUUCGUGCCAGCAAGUCGCAAAGCGUACGGGAUGCAUUGGGGAACCUGUGCCUGACAUUGCUCGACGAGUGUCAUACGACCCUGGAAAACUGCGCUCCCAUCCUAGUCGAAUCGGCCAUCAUCCUGGAACCCGAGGACGGUGCCUCUUCCACCAUGAUGGCGACUAGCCUUCAGGAUCUUGCCACCAUCUAUCCGGAACUCGGAGAAAGCGCCAAAGUCACCGUCUACAGCUGGAUCACCAGCCUCCCUCGCAUCAUGCAGUCUGCGGAUGAAUCGCACAAGCAGACCGCCAUUCGCAACCUUUUAAAGGGUACCGAACUGGUGACACGGCUGCAACUCGACUCUUCGACACUGAACGACGCCGUCUCAUUAGCCUUGAGAGACAGUAUCUCUUUUAUGGUGGCCGAUGGUAGCAAGCAGGCCAUAUCGCCAGUAUUAUCCGAAGACGACGCUCUGUCUAGUAGACAGCUGGCUAGCCCAGGCGGCCUUGCGGCGAACUAUCAGCUCGUCGUCAUGAGCCAGGAGGGGCAACUCAAGACGAGGUCAGAAAUGCUGAACCUAAUAGCCAAGAUCGGAUCCGCUUCCCAACAGGUCAAGUUUGGACUUGAGAUGCUAGACUACACCCGUGAGCUCACGGGGCCGUCGCAGGUCGCAUCGUAUUGGCUUUCUUUUGAACUAGUCAAGGCAGCUUUUUCAAGGUCCAGCGAUGUCGACGACUUUCUGGAUCUAUCGUCCGUGGCAACUACGUCCGACGAUCCGGAAACCGCACUCCAAGAAGUUUACACCUUCGCUGUGUCGCUGCUAGAUUCACAGGACGAGUCGACCGAAAUCGACUGGAGACUCGAGGCCAUUGCCCUUGAGGUCACUGCCUACGCCGCCUCUCGUUCGGGGGAAGCAUUCAGACCAGAGCUCAUCGACGUCUUGUACCCCGUCACGACUUUCCUGGGCUCCCCUCAUCCCAGGUUACGAGAACACGCUAUCACGACGUUGAACAUUGUCGCGGCCUCUUGUGGAUACACCAGCGUCUCGGAGCUCAUCAUCGAGAACGUCGAUUACAUGGUAAACUCCGUCUCCCUCCGAAUGAACACCCUCGAUAUCACUCCGGCGUCGACCAAGGUCCUCACAAUGAUGACAAGACUCACUGGUUCUCGUCUUAUCCCGUACCUGGACGACGUUGUAGCGUCCAUCUUUGCCGCCCUUGAUAACUAUCACGGAUACCCUGUCUUCGUGGAGAGCCUCUUUGCCGCCCUCAAGGAGAUUGUUGAGCAAGGCGCUAAGUCGGACAGAUUGCUUCUCCAGGGCCGUGAAAAUGGCCCGUCCACGCAUAAAAAACAUCGUCCGCAACCAGUGACGAUAGACGAUUUGGUGGACCUUUUGGACAGACGUGAAGAGCGACGAAAGCAGAGAGAAGAGGAGGAUGUCACAGCCGAGGCCGAGGCCAAGGGCCUGCAAGCCCACCCUCAACGCCCCUGGGGUCCAGGGAAGAACAAGCCAAAAGGAACAUUCAUAGAAGAGAUGGAACGGACCGAAGGAGAAGCCGAAGAGGAGACCCGAGGGGACAUGGACAUCGAAAAAGAGAAACCACCCAAAACACCAACGUAUACCCUGCUGGAGAAAGUCGCCUACCUGACACAACACUACCUCACCUCCCCUGCCCCGACGCUCCGCAAAUCGCUCCUGGACCUCCUCACCACCGUCUCCCCCGCCCUGUCUCCCGACGAAGACGCCUUCCUCCCCCUCAUCAACGCCGUCUGGCCCGUCGUCGUCGCGCGCCUGUACGACGGGGAACCCUUCGUCGUCCUCGCGGCCUGCGACACUUUGGGCAUGCUAUGCCGUACGGCGGGGGACUUCCUGGCUUCGCGCAUCAAGACAGAGUGGUGGGACGCCCUCGGGAAAUGGUGCCGGGAGAAGAAACAAGCUGCGGUGCAAGCCAAGACGCGGAACAACCGGAUCACAGCCCCGCGGAGCACAGCGGGGGAUACCAUCCUGGUCCCCUCUCGCGCGGGAGGUACCGUCGCAAUGACGCCGUUGUCCUCCUCAUCACCAUCCUCAUCGGCGGUAGGCGCGGGGACGGUAAUGAACCGAGAGGCUGGCGGUGGGCUGGGGAAGUUCGCGUCCGCAGCGCAGAUCUGGGAGGCCACCGUGCGGCUCCUCGUAGCCAUCGUUUCCCAUGUCCGCAUCGAGGCUGAGAUGUUCGACGAGGUGCUCGGGCUCCUGGCGGAUCGGCUGGAACGGGAUCCCGAGGUGCGCGAGGCGCUCGAGACCAUCAAUCCCGAUGCUGUGUGGUUCGCAUUGUACGAGCUGGGCGUUAUCGACCCUCUGCCGACGCCAGUCAUGGAAGGGGUCGAGUUUCCGCCUAUGAAGAAGAGAGUCGGGUUGUAACGGGACUGGUACGCGAUAGGGGCUUGUUGGCCGCUUCAAAGCCGGGGGUGGCUCAAGAGUCUGUAACUGUAUCAUGAAUACGGGAGACGAGAAAUCCAGUGUAAGUACCACAGAUCAAUAAUAACACUCUCUUGAUGUUUAUAUGUGAUUUUGUGUGUAUUGUAUGUAUGCGUAUGUAUUGGCC
This is a messenger RNA of Sodiomyces alkalinus F11, 3679 nucleotides long. RefSeq names its product HEAT repeat protein. The transcript is spliced from 2 exons. The record is from RefSeq and is a predicted model, not a curated record. Lineage: Eukaryota; Fungi; Ascomycota; Sordariomycetes; Glomerellales; Plectosphaerellaceae. Gene Ontology annotation, cellular component: cytoplasm. Gene Ontology annotation, biological process: chromatin remodeling. The coding region runs from base 190 to 3495 and encodes 1101 amino acids.